CAAUGGCCAGCCGGGCGCUUCCCGAGCGGCCUCUCGCUCUGGCCGGGCGCGACGUCGGGGAGGUGAGUCAGCUCCGGCGGGCGGCUGCUCCGGGGCCAGCCGGAAUGGCCGCUGCUGCGAGCGCCUCCUCCGCCAACCGGCCGCCCGACGAGCAGCAGCAGCGGGAGCCGCCGCCGCCGCCGCCGCUUCCACCCGCCGCGGCUGCUGCUGCAAAGAAGCGGGGCGGAGACUCGCGGCGGAGGCAGGCCGCCCUCCUCUUCCUCAACAACAUCUCCCUCGACGGGCGGCCGCCCUGCCUGGCCUCGGAGCAGCAAUUGCAGCCAUUGCAGCCGCCCUCCUCCUCCUCUGCCCCGGCCCCCGCGGAGGAGCAGCCGCCGCCGCCGCCGCCGCCGGACGAGGAUGCCACCCCCGCCGCCGCCGACCCGGCCGCCCGCCUCCUCCUGGUCCCCAACGGGCGCCCCCCGCAGGGGCUUCUGCUGCCCCCGGCCGCCGUCAAGCUGGACCCUUCGCGGGGCCUGGCCGCCGCCGCCAUCCUGCCCCAGUUGCUGCUGAGCAGCCCCGCCACGUCGGCCGCCUCCCCCGCCGCCCUGGCAGGGGUCCUGGGGGUCGCCCCCAAGCCGGGCCCCGCGCCCCAGGGGCUGCUGAGCCCCACCCCGAGCAGUGCCGCCGGAGGAGCCUUCCCUUUGGAAGUCCAGAGGCAAAGAACCAAGCACGUAUCUGGCUCGCCGAGACACAAAGGCUUGAAGAAGGUGCAUUUUAUCAAGAACAUGAGGCAGUACGACACAAAGAACAGCAGGAUAGUACUAAUUUGUGCCAAGCGAACUCUGUGUGUGGCUUUUUCUAUCCUGCCUUAUGGGGAGAGUUUACGGAUCAGUGAACUGAAAAUAGAGGGACCCAAGCAGAGACAUCCGUCCGGCGGAGUUUCCGUGACUUCAGAGAUGGUGCUAGGAAUGGAAGGGGUUGAGGUCGGAGCAGAUGGUAAGAUUGUGUCCUAUGCAAAGUUCUUGUAUCCUACCAACGCUCUCGUUGGCCGUAAGACCGAUGUCCACAACGCCAUUCCCUUGUGCCGGGCUGGUGUUCCACGGAGCGUAGGGGGAUCGAGGCACAAAACCACCACAGCCAAAACGAUAUCCUCAGCGGCAGAUAUUGGAAAUGAAGUCGGCGAGUUAGCCGAGUACAACCCCAAUCUCCUCGAUGACCCCCAGUGGCCAUGUGGGAAGCAUAAGCGGGUCCUCAUCUUUGCUUCAUACAUGACCACAGUCAUAGAAUAUGUGAAACCCUCAGACCUUAAGAAGGAUAUGAAUGAAACCUUCAAAGAGAAGUUUCCUCACAUCAAGCUGACCCUGAGCAAAAUCAGAAGUUUAAAGCGCGAGAUGCGGAACCUGAGCAUGGAAUGCAACCUGGAGCCGGUGACUGUCUCCAUGGCUUAUGUUUACUUCGAGAAGCUUGUUCUCCAAGGCAAACUCAAUAAACAGAACCGAAAACUGUGUGCCGGAGCUUGCGUGCUCCUUGCAGCCAAGAUUAGCAGUGAUCUCAGGAAACAUGAAGUCAAACACCUUAUUGACAAGCUAGAAGAGAGGUUUCGAUUCAACAGACGAGAUCUCCUUGGAUUUGAAUUCACGGUACUCGUUGCUUUGGAACUAGCUCUCUACCUUCCCGAAAAUCAAGUCUUACCUCACUUCCGGCGCCUCGCGCAGCAAUCGUAGCAAAAGCGACCUACUAGCCAAACGCUAGUGCUCUCUUGCUGAGUUUUGGUGUUGACUGCUAGUCUUUUCAGUGGCACAAUAUCUGACUAAGUCGCAAAUGUGGCUGGUUGUGAAGACUACAGCGAGGUGCCUGCGGAGCUACCAGAAAACAAGUGGACCAUACAGCUUUUCUGUGUGGAAAGUGACCAAAAAGAACCUUUGCGCUUUGAAGCACAAACGAUUCUUACCCAGUUGCCGCCAGAGCUGCUGGGCAUACUAUAUAGACUUUUUCCCCCCAGGUUUUUACUUAGCUCUUCCUUCUGAGCAUCGAUUGCUAUGUUGCUUCCCCCUCCUCCUUGAAAACUCGGUCGUCGGUUUCUUCUUCGAACCCGAAGAACAACAUUCGCUUCCAUUCCAAACCCGCAUCUCUUUCAAAUUGUAUUACCGAGAACUUCAUACCAUUUAAAUCAUAAAGCGCACCUUUUAAAUCAUACCGUUUUGGGGAGGGGAGGAAAAGACGUGCCUAGGUCUGGGCUGGUACCAGUCUUGUGUGUCUGUUCUUUUGAAAACAGAUGUUACGUUGCUUAGUGGAGAAUUCUCAAAUGUAUUGCUUGCCUUGUUUUUAACACGCCCAUUAAGGGAAAACGAUUCCAGUGUGUCCACACGAGCACUUCCAGAGGGGAUGUAUGUUCUAGAAUAAUGUUUGUUCUACGUAGAUCAUGAAUGAAGGGGUUGGUGUGUGUUUUUUGUUGAUCGAAACCUUUCUCAAACGUUGCACUUGUUGAACGAGGCAGCGACAACAAAGCAAUUCCCCUAUUAAACUUGUCCUUGAGUCGGGAGCUGAACGUGGCUGGUUGAAAAUGGUAAUCUUAUUUUGUAGCUGCUUCCUGUAACCUGAAAUGAAGAACUGUUUUAUUUAUAACAAUGUAUUUCAUGUAUUGUCUUUCCUGAGCGUGCUUGACUCAAGCGUUUCAGCCGGUACAGCUGUCGUUAUCUAAAUUAAGCCAAUGAAACUGAGCGUGUCUGACUUUUUUUUAAAAAAGAAAUGCUCUUUUUUUAAACUUGGACUUCUAGACUUUUUGCCACUGUGAUGAUCCUUAUUGAACCUGACCUUUAUUGUACUUUCAAAUCACCAUAUUCUAAGAGGUUACAUAUCUAGCGCAGUGAUGUUCGUACAGAGAGUAUAACUUCUGUCACCUUUAGCUACAUAUUUUGGCCUAUCCGCAAGUUAAGAUGUGACCUUCCAUUUUCUGAAUCUGUAGCAGAAGAGUUGGUGGGGUGUUGGGUUUCUUUUCUAAGCAAUAGUGUGGUUCACAUCAAUGUGUCUUUUGUAUGUGCAUAGAUAUAGAUAUAUAGAUAUAUAUCGUUUGCCAGGGAACAAAAUUACUACUUGGGUGUUUUGACUGAGAAGUUUUUAUUAACUGUGACUUUGGCCAAUUCUAUAUAAGAUAUAGAACAAGGAGACAGAUGUCUGGACUGUGACUUUGCAGGAACAGAAGCCAUAUUUUUGAAUGCUUUACCACAGAUGUAGUAAAACAGAAAUCAGAUCAACACUGUUCCUUGAUCUGCAAAUUUUCAUACAUGCAGGGAGUUCUUUCCAAAGGGGAACGCUCAAAAAUAUGACCCGUCACCUGCAGUGUGUUCAGAAUUCUGGCACCUUAUUCUGAGUUACGUAGAAGUCAGUGUCUAGAAACCACACCUCGAUAGAAUUAAGAGGGCCUCUUGUCUUCUAGCAUGCCAUAUAUUCUGGAUCCUGGGCAGGGGGCGUAUCUGCCUGGGGACAUGUGGUAACCCAUGUCCCCUGGCGCAACUAAUCUGGCCACGUGCGGCGCAAAAUCAGCCCCCCACAUGGCCAGAUGCCUUCCACCGCAAAGACGACAAGGCAGCAGGAAGUCCUGCUGCCUCGUCGUCUUCGGGCUCCCUUGGCCCUGCCCACGUCAUAAGCGGGGCUAUGUGGGGGCAGGGCUACGUGACCCGUUGGGGGGGGCUCCCGGAGGAGGUGUUGUCCCUGGGCGCCAUUUCCCCCCCAUAUGCCUCUGAUCCUGGGGGAAGGAGAUCACUAAUUGGUGCUAGAAGAAUCUGAAAGGAAGAAGGGAACAUAUGAACUUAUGCAUGCAUUAUCAGUGUAGGAGUCUUAAACUUAAAAGAACUGCCUUGAUGUUUUGGUUUUCAUCUUUCUGGUCACCUAUGCAUAAAUGUAAAACUUUAACUUUUUAAAAUAAGGCCAUGCCGACUCCAUUGAAUGAAUACAAGUAUUGUUAAAAAUUACUGUCUAACCAUGGAUUGACUAUUAGUACAUGUAAUUGCAGUAGCACCAGUCAAAUAGCAGUUGUAACAUCCUGUAAGUUAUUAACGAUGGUGUUGCUGUUCCUCACGUGAGAAGUGAUGUAUUUAUUUCUGAGCAGAUAUUUUACAAUGCAGAGCGUUCCUAUUUCUAUAUGAGCCAAGUUUGGACAUUAUUUCCUGGGGAACUGAAACAUUUAAUUCCUCAUAUGAAUAUUUUGAACUCACAGAAAGUGUGAAUUCUCUUCAUCUGUCUGCCAAGUUCCAAACAACAUAAAUACAAUUGACAAUUGACAACAGUAUUACAGCACUGUUUCCAACUGAAUCUCUUCCGGUUAACCAUCACCUUGUUUAAGUUGUAUAAAAUGAGUGGAAAUUUUACUUCUGUAUUGUCGAAGGCUUUCAUGGCCGGAAUCACUU
Sphaerodactylus townsendi is the source of this 4388-nucleotide messenger RNA. RefSeq names its product Cdk5 and Abl enzyme substrate 2 (gene CABLES2). The record is from RefSeq and is a predicted model, not a curated record. The transcript is spliced from 9 exons. Gene Ontology annotation, biological process: regulation of cell cycle. NCBI's taxonomy places the organism in Eukaryota, Metazoa, Chordata, Lepidosauria, Squamata, Sphaerodactylidae. The coding region runs from base 3 to 1706 and encodes 567 amino acids.